Messenger RNA from Aspergillus steynii IBT 23096, 2050 nucleotides. RefSeq names its product aminoglycoside phosphotransferase family protein. The coding region runs from base 1 to 1668 and encodes 555 amino acids. Lineage: Eukaryota; Fungi; Ascomycota; Eurotiomycetes; Eurotiales; Aspergillaceae. Gene Ontology annotation, cellular component: mitochondrion. The record is from RefSeq and is a predicted model, not a curated record. The transcript is spliced from 3 exons.
AUGAAUGAGACCGAGGGUAUCGCGGAUUCAAAGCAUGACAUUGAGGCACUCAAUCGGUUUACCUCAGGUCGUUGGCUCUGGAACGAGCGACAGCAGCUUGCCUGCCGCUAUGUUAGGUUCGACCUCUCGACACUUCUGAAACUCGCUGCCUCCGCGAUCGGAUCGAGGUCAUGCACCCGAGUGCUAAAGAUCUCGGAGGGUCAAUAUAACAAAGUAUUCCAACUUACCAUGGACGAUGGACGCGAGAUUAUUGCGAAACUUCCAAAUCCCAACGCAGGCAGACCACACUUCACGACAGCUAGCGAGGUUGCAACCAUGGACUUUGUAUGGCCUAGUUUCCUUUUCUACUGCGACUUCUUUUUAAGGAAUGUCCUGGAACUCCCUGUUCCGAAGGUCUACGCCUGGAGUUCUCGAGCAUCAGAGAACCCUCUCGGAGCAGAGUAUAUCUUCAUGGAGAAGCAGGCUGGCGUGGUAUUAACCGACGUAUGGGAUACCAUCAAAGGAAAACAGAAGAUCCAAAUUCUCGACCAGGUUGUUGAUAUUGAAAGGCGCUUAGCAACCAUACAAUUCGCCAAGUUUGGAUCCUUAUAUUAUAAAGACGACCUGACCAAUAAUGCCGAUUCUACUUCACCGCUAUAUGUUGAUUCAACUGGAAACGAAGUGCGGAACAAAACAUUCGACAUUGGUCCGACUAACCACCGAUCUUUUUUUGACUUCGGGAGAGGCGCAUUAGAUAUUGAACGUGGCCCAUGGUCAACAGUCACAGAAUUCAUGUCAGCUAUUGCGCGGAGGGAGAUUGCAACUGCAGAAGCAGGUCUCCAGUAUCCCCUAAUGCCUGAGGGCCUUUUCUACGGCCCCCGACAAUACCAGCCUAGCCUUUCUAAAAAGCUCUCCGGGUUAGAGAACUAUCUCAAGGUGGCACCUCAUGUUCUCCCAGAGAAUAAGGCCACCCAUGCCUCAGUUUUAUGGCACGGCGAUCUUCAUUCGCAGAAUAUAUUUGUCGACCCUCAAGACCCAGGCCGUAUUGUCGGAAUUAUUGACUGGCAGUCCGUCAGUGCUUGUCCGCUUUUUAUGCAGGUUGGACGCCCGGCGUUUCUUGAUUACAACGGUCCGGUUCCUGAAAAUUUGGGGAAGGUCCCUUUACCACAAAACCUCAACUCCAUGGGACCAGACGAACAGCAGAAAGCAAAAGCACUCCAUCUAGCACAGUCGCUACAUAAUCUCUACCUCGUUCGGCAUCUCCAAGCUAACAAAACAGUUUUUCAAGCGAUCCAGGGCCAGAAUACCCUCCGGCAUCAGAUUAGUAUGGUUCCGGGAUUGGUCUUGAUGGACUACGAGCCGCUGCUCAAUAGCCUUCUGAAAGAUGUUGAGAAGGAGUGGGCACAGAUUGUUGGCUCUCCUCAGACGCCGUUCCCAUUGCAGUUCUCGGACGAGGAAGUCCAGCAGUGGGCGGUGGAUGGCGAACUCUGGGCCCAAGGGGUUGGACUCAUGGAUGUAUUUGUUAGCGACACCGGCUGUUUUAAACAUUGGGAUGGCAGGGUCAGCGACGGCGAUUACGAAAAAUCUAGGAAAGAGCUAGACGAGGGGGUGAAAAGGUUCUUGGACCGUGAGGCCAGGAAUGAUGCAGAACGCAGGGAGUGGCUCAAGGCCCUACCGUUCGUGGAUUGAAGUGUGCGGGCAAGGCUGGAAAAUAUCACUGGUUUAGCAUUUCCGGCAUUUUGUGGACCUUGUUGUAGGCUUUCACAUAUCCUACGGAAUAUAGGUCAGAGAUGGCUUGUCCCUCAUGUAUACCUAGGUACUCGACCCGUAUGUCUAGUGAGUCUAGUGAGAAGCCCAUUCUCGGUCGGACUCUGAGCGAGAGGAUCUCUCUGCCGUGCUUGCCCUUUUCUCUGGCUAGAUUCCUUUCAUUGGUUCAAGUCGCCAUGAUAAGCCGCAGAGGGGCCAUUGUUUCAGUGUACCAUCUUCAAACCACUGACCACAACACCAUCGUCUUAGAGGUGUAAUUGCAGCCGAUCUAACAUUGAAGUUGUUGACAAAACAGUCUAUGAUG